UUUUCGCAUCUUAUACAAAGGGGUUUUUGGUGGUGAAGAUGAUAUGUUGGUUUAUGUAAAUAUUAGAGAUCUUUAAUCACUGAAGAGGGUUGAAAGAGAGAAUGCUAUCUGUUCAGAAAUGGAGAUUCUCUUGGUCUCUGAUUGCCACAAUUGCUUCUCUUUUGGCACUGGUUUCAGUGGUUCAUCUCUUCUUGUUUCCUUUGGUGCCUCGUUUUAAUUACUUCAGGCUCCCCCAGACUUCAUGUGUUCCCAUGAAUGGAUCAUCUGAAGUGAAAACUGGACUUGUUAAAGAAAGGCAAAGUUCACAACAGCCUAUUGAUCUAGAUCUCCGGUUUCCUUCCGACUUGCACAAUGCAGUUGUUUAUCGUGGUGCCCCGUGGAAGGCCGAGAUUGGUUGGUGGCUGGCUGGGUGUGAUUCAGUUGCUAAAGAAGUUAACAUUGUUGAGAUUAUUGGUGGCAAUGGCUGCAAAAAUGACUGCUCUGGCCAAGGCGUAUGCAAUCGUGAAUUGGGACAAUGUCGGUGCUAUCAUGGAUAUAAUGGCAAAGGAUGCUCUGAGAGACUGCAAUUGAACUGCAAUUACCCGGCGUUACCAGAUCUCCCACAUGGGAGAUGGGUUGUCUCUAUCUGUCCUGCUCAUUGUGACACAACAAGAGCAAUGUGCUUCUGUGGGGAAGGCACGAAAUAUCCCAAUCGUCCUUUGGCAGAGUCGUGUGGCUUUCAGCUUAAGUUACGCUCUGAACCAGAUGGUCCCAAACUGACUGAUUGGGCAAAAGCUGACAUGGAUGUAUUCACAACUAAUGGUAGUAAAAUAGGAUGGUGCAAUGUAGACCCAGCCGAAGCGUAUGCUAACAAGGUGCAAUUCAAAGAGGAAUGUGACUGCAAAUAUGAUGGUCUCUGGGGUCGGUUCUGUGAAGUGCCUGUUCAAAGUACUUGUAUUAAUCAAUGUUCAGGUCGUGGACACUGCCGUGGUGGAUUUUGUCAGUGCAACAAUGGUUGGUAUGGAAUAGAUUGCAGUGUUCCAUCCGUCAUGUCAUCUAUUAGAGAGUGGCCUCAAUGGCUUCUUCCUGCUCAUCUUGAAGUUCCAGAUAGUUUGCAUCUCCGCAAGAAACUCGUCAACCUCAACGCUAUUGUAAAAAAGAAAAGACCCCUUAUUUAUGUCUAUGACUUGCCACCAGAUUUCAACAGCCUGCUUCUUGAGGGACGCCAUUUCAAGUUAGAGUGUGUAAAUAGAAUAUAUGAUGAACGUAAUGCUACCUUGUGGUCAGACAUGUUGUAUGGUGGCCAGGUAGCAUUUUAUGAGAGUCUCUUAGCAAGUCCACACCGCACUUUAAACGGUGAGGAAGCAGAUUUUUUCUUUGUACCUGUUCUUGAUUCGUGCAUUAUAACUCGGGCUGAUGAUGCUCCUCACUUGAGCAUGGAGAAUCACAGGGGCUUGAGGAGCUCUCUCACUCUGGAAUUCUAUAAGAAGGCAUAUGAUCACAUUGUUCAACAAUAUCUGUUUUGGAACCGCUCAUCCGGAAAAGACCACAUUUGGUUUUUCUCGUGGGAUGAAGGUGCUUGCUAUGCCCCUAAGGAGAUUUGGAACAGCAUGAUGUUGGUUCACUGGGGUAAUACCAACUCCAAGCAUAAUUAUUCAACGACAGCCUACUGGGCUGACAACUGGGACAGUAUUCCUUCUUCUACAAGAGGCAACCAUCAGUGCUUUGACCCGCGUAAAGAUCUUGUUGUUCCUGCCUGGAAAAGACCUGAUGUCGACUCCUUAAGAUUGAAACUUUGGGCUAGAGCACUUGAGAAGCGGAAGACCCUUUUUUACUUCAAUGGAAAUCUGGGACCAGCUUAUGAGCAUGGAAGACCCGAAGCAUCGUACAGCAUGGGAAUCAGACAGAAACUAGCAGAAGAAUUUGGAUCAAGCCCGAACAAGGAAGGCAUGCUUGGGAAACAACAUGCAGAGGACGUGAUUGUUACCCCUCUACGUUCCGUGAACUAUCACGAAGCUUUAGCUAGCUCCAUUUUCUGUGGGGUAUUUCCAGGCGAUGGUUGGAGUGGACGGAUGGAAGAUAGCAUUUUACAAGGGUGUGUCCCUGUGAUCAUUCAGGAUGGGAUUUACCUACCAUAUGAGAAUGCGCUUAACUAUGAAAGCUUUGCUGUUCGGUUACGUGAAGAUGAAAUUCCAAACUUGAUAAACAUUCUUAGGGCAUUUAAUAAGACAGAAAUAGAAUUCAAGCUAGGAAAUGUGCAGAAAAUCUGGCAGAGAUUCUUGUAUCGUGACUCCAUUAUGCUUGAAGCCGAGAGGCAAAACACCACUUAUGGCCGAAAGGAAAGUUGGGCGGACGAAUUCUCACAAUUAGUUGAAGAUGAUGUCUUUGCAACAGUUGUACAGAUUCUGCAUCACAAGUUACACCAUGAUCCUUGGAGGCAAAAUGUUACUACCAACAAGGAUUUCGGGUUAUCUCAAGAAUGCUUGAAAAAAUCCAAGUGAAGAGCUGUGUUUAUACUCGUAAACGCAUUCGAAGAAAUUGUUCUAGCUGAAAUGAAAAAGGAAAACGAAGUUGAACUUACUUUCAAGUGGUGCAAAUCUAAACAAGUUUCUUGAGCUGAAAGCAAGGAAUAUUUGAUUAAAUACAAGCUUGAAGGCGAUGUUUUCUUGUAGGUACUCCAUUCCAGCAAAUUCUUUUAUUAAAAUUGGGUAAAUAUACAAAUUCUCUUCGUUUUUU
Messenger RNA from Morus notabilis, 2715 nucleotides. RefSeq lists its product as uncharacterized. The record is from RefSeq and is a predicted model, not a curated record. Gene Ontology annotation, molecular function: glycosyltransferase activity. Bases 102 to 2480 code for a protein of 792 amino acids. NCBI's taxonomy places the organism in Eukaryota, Viridiplantae, Streptophyta, Magnoliopsida, Rosales, Moraceae. The transcript is spliced from 15 exons.